This is a messenger RNA of Prosopis cineraria, 2884 nucleotides long. RefSeq lists its product as uncharacterized. The coding region runs from base 136 to 2376 and encodes 746 amino acids. The record is from RefSeq and is a predicted model, not a curated record. Lineage: Eukaryota; Viridiplantae; Streptophyta; Magnoliopsida; Fabales; Fabaceae. The transcript is spliced from 3 exons.
CCUGGUAUUUAUCUUUCUUUUCCCUCUUUCAACAGAGCGACGCGGCUUGCUAUUCAUCUUUCUCUUCCCUCCUUCACUCGAGGCGAGAAGGACGGCGAACACGAUUAUCUGAAAGGUUUUACUCGAGCAACAGAUAUGUACAACGGAAUAGGGUUACAGACCCCUAGGGGUUCUGGUACGAAUGGAUACAUACAGAGCAACAAGUUCUUUGUCAAGCCCAAGAUUAGCAAAGUUGCUGAAAACACCCGCGGGUAUGAGGCUGAUCAGGGUACUGCAGGUGUUACUAGGAAGCCUAAUAAAGAGAUCCUUGAGCAUGACCGCAAACGUCAGAUUCAGCUCAAGCUGGUGAUCCUCGAAGAUAAACUCAUUGAUCAGGGUUACACUGAUACUGAGAUUGCUGAGAAACUGGAUGAGGCCCGGAAGAAAUUGGAAGCGGAAGCAGAUACUCAGGAAAGCGAUGGACCUAUACCGGUGUCAAUUGCAGAGAAAAAGUUUUCUGACACACAGACCCACCAAAUUGCUGCUAGAAAGGAAAAGCAAAUGGAAACUUUGAAAGCUGCUCUUGGCAUAACUUCAGCUGAAGUCAAUGAAAUGAAUGUAGAAGGAAAUGAUGAUGCACCACAGGCUGAACGAAAAAAUGGUACUGAUGGGGAUGACAAGCAUAAUCUGAGACGUGAACAUGCUUUUUUGGAUAGAGAUUUCACUCGGAAGGAGAAAAUGAUUGAAGGUCAAAAAGUUGAAAAUGAUGAUAAGAAGGGCAUCAAAGACUCAAGGCAAAUCAAGAAGGGUGACGGUCAAAAGAGAAAGCAAAAGGAUGGUUCAUCUGAUUCAGAUAGCAGCGGGGAAAUGGUGAAGAGUGGUAGAAGGAGGCAUCCUAAAGGAACAAGGGAGAUUGAUGAUGAAUAUGACUCUGACAGUGAUGCUAAGAAUGUGGAGGUGGUUUCAAAGAAGAUAUGUAAUCGUCACAAGAGUGGCAAGGGUAGGGAAAGUGAUGAUUCAAGUUCUGAUUCUGGUUCUGGUUCAGAUUCUGACAGUAGUGAUGAUGUGAGGAAAAGAAAGGACAAAUUUAAAAUGGUUCAUAGGAGGCAUGACUCAGAUGAUGAUGAUGUGGUGGAGGAGAAGAAAAAAAGUGUACAUGGAAAACAGAAGCCGAGGAAAAGGCAUGAUUCUGAUGAUGACCCUGAUACAGACUCAGCGAGGGGAUCAUUCUCUUCUACUGAUGUAAGUGACAGCAGCAGUGACAGUGAUUCAGAUAGUGGUUCUACUGAUAAUAGAUACAAGGAUUCCAGAAAGAGAGAAACGGUUUCAAGAAAAAGAAAUGGAUGCAGUGAGGAGGUAUAUGAUAGAAUUUCUCGACCAAAUGUUAAAGGAUAUGAUGUGAAAGAGAAAAAAUUCAGAUUUGAAGCUGAAGAUCUUGAGGGAAAAGGAAAAAAUGGCCCAAAUGCUGAUGGCUUGAACUCAUUGAGAAAAUUUUACGGUAUGAAAGAGGAGAGAAAUUUGGCGGAGGGAUCAAAUAGUGGAAGCCAAGAAAUGAUGAGAAGCAAGAGCAAGCUUGAUGGAGACAGAGGUGGGGGGGAACGGUAUUCUGCAGUAGAUGCAGAGCAUGAGUAUCAUGGGAAGUUUUGCAAGUCUGAGUCUGAAUCAAAAUCUAGGAUGUUUAGUCACAAAGAUGAAAGAGGUGAUUCCUCAAAAUCAGUUAGGCUUAGAGGGUAUGAUGGUGAACCUGUUGAGCAUAGAGGCAGAAAGUAUGGUAGGGAUAGUGAAUCCCGUUUUAGAAAUGGUGAUGAUCAAGAAAUAAGAAGGCAUAAACAGAAUGAUGAUUUGGGAGAGAAAAAAUAUGCAAGGGAUGAAGAUGAUUGUGGAGUGAGAAAAUACAGGAGGGAUGAUGACGACGAUGAUCAUGGAGAAACGAAAUACAGAAGGGAUGAGAAUGAUCAUGGAGAAAGGAAGCACCAAAGGGAUGAAGAUGAUGUUAGAGAAAGGAGGCACAGAAAGAAUGAGGAUGAUGGUGGAGAAAGAAAGCAUGGGAGGGAUGAGGAUGAUCGUGGAGAGAGGAAGGUCAGAAGGGAUGAGGAUGGUCGUGGAGAGAGGAAGCGCAUAAGGGAUGAGGAUGGUCGAAAAGAAAGGAAGCGCGAAAGGCAUGAGGAUGAUCGAGAAGAAAGGAAGCACCGAUGGGAUGAGGAUGAUCGUGAAGAAAGGAAGCGCAGAAGGGAUGAGGAUGAUCGUGAAAAAAGGAAGCAUCGCAGGGAUGAUGUUGACCGGGGAGAAAGGAAGCACCGAAUGGAUGAAACACAGGAUAGGCAAGACAGAGAUCGGGGAAAAGGAGGUUAUGAGAGGGAGAGUUAUAGAGAUUACUCCAAGAGAGCCAGGUACUAAGAUUCAUACGUUAGUGAUAUAGUAAGGGGCAUGAAAGUGACGAUUGACGGACAUGGUGAAAUACGGCUGAGGGAUUGAAAUCGUUUCUGUGGUGCCACGAGAGAUCUUGAAAGUGCUGGGUAGAUGCAAAUGCCAACCACACCACCCUCCCCCACAAAAGAAAAAAAAAAAAAAUCCUUAUCGCUUUCAACAGCCUCUGUCGAAAGUUUGUUUCUGAUUUUCUUUUUUUUUUAACCCCCCCCCCGGGAAAGCGGGGAACUCGUACUUCAACUAUGGUAUUUGUAUUAGCAACUAUGGUAUUUGUAUUAGCAACCACACACCACCCUGGGUGGCAUGCAUGUUCAGAAGAGCAUGUUUAGAAGACGAGGUUGAAUGGUCUCUGAUAGACCUUGCGGAAUUACUAUAGCUCAAUGUUCAACCCGUCCCGCGCUCCAGUCCAUGCAAAAAUCUAGUUUGACUGAAUUUUGCAAUCAUGCUGCUAUUUAGUUAUAUUAUUCAUUUUCCGCCU